AGAGGCGUUGAAGCUGUUUUAUUUGUCCCACAGAUUGAGUCCCGGUGUCUAACCGAUCUAUUGCCGUUGUAUCAGCUGCAUAUUUGUUCUGAACCUUUAUGCAGUCUAUCAUGAAAACCUCGAAGGAAGCUGUUCAGACCGUCGCAAAGGAGUUUCUUAAUUUUGUUAAUCGUGGAGUUUCACCAUAUCAUGUGGUUGAAGAGUGCAAGACUCGUCUUUUAAAAGCUGGCUUUACAGAGCUGAAGGAAUCUGAACAUUGGGAUAUCAAACCAGCAAAUCUGUACUUUGUGACCCGGAACUACUCCACCAUCAUUGCCUUUGCUGUGGGUGGCCUGUACAAACCAGGCAAUGGAUUCUCCAUCAUAGGAGCUCACACGGAUAGUCCCUGUCUGAGGGUAAAGCCCCGCUCCAAGAAGACAAGGUCAGGCUGCUUACAGGUAGGUGUAGAGUGCUACGGUGGAGGAAUUUGGAACACAUGGUUUGACCGGGAUCUGACUGUUGCAGGCCGUGUCAUGGUCAGGAGUGGAGAUAAGCUGGUGCAUCGUCUCGUUCAUGUCCCUCGGCCUAUCUUGAGGAUCCCUCAUUUGGCUAUUCACCUACAGAGAGACAUCAAUGACUCAUUUGGCCCUAACAAGGAGAACCACCUUGUGCCUUUCCUGGCCACGGCCAUUCAGGAAGAGCUUGAGACAGGUGUUUCUGCUGCUUCUUCCAGUGAUGCCUGCAAUGCAGUUUCCACAGCAGAGAAACACCAUCCAGCUCUGGUCCAGCUGCUGUGUAAUGAGCUGAAGGUCAAGCCUGAUGUUCUGCUGGAUUUUGAGCUGUGUCUGGCAGACACGCAGCCAGCGGCACUAGGAGGUGUGUAUGAAGAGUUCAUUUUUUCUCCUCGUCUGGACAAUCUUCACAGUUGCUUCUGUGCUUUGACCGCUCUGAUAGACACGAGUACUCCUGCCUCUCUCUCGGGAGACCCAAAUAUCCGCAUGGUCACUCUGUAUGACAACGAAGAGGUAGGGUCAGAAAGUGCUCAGGGUGCCAUGUCGAACCUGACCGAGCUUAUUCUGCGUCGCCUGGCAAUCACCAAGGAAAAUCUGACUGCCUUUCAGGAGGCCAUGCCUAUGUCCUUCAUGAUCAGUGCUGACAUGGCUCAUGCUCUGCACCCAAACUACCAAGAUAAGCAUGACGAGAAUCACAGACCAGCUUUCCAUAAGGGUCCAGUCAUAAAAUUUAACAGCAACCAGCGAUACGCCACUACUGCUGUAACUGCCUCCAUGUUACGAGAGAUUGCAGCGAGGAUGGAUGUGCCUCUUCAGGAUGUGAUGGUGCGGAAUGACAGUCCCUGUGGAACAACUAUUGGACCUAUUCUGGCUGCUCGGCUGGGAAUGCCGGUGCUGGAUAUCGGUGCUCCACAGCUGGCCAUGCACUCCAUCAGAGAGAUGUGCUGCACCUCUGGUGUCCUCCAGACCACAACUCUAUUCAAGGGCUUCUUUGAGCACUUCCCAUCCGUGAGAAACAUGGUUGUGGUGGACUAGUGUGCUGCUGGGACACAGCAUAACUAGACAGAUGGCCAGAUGUGUAUCCAAAUAAGGAAAAUCUAAAUCUCAAUCUUAAUGAUGUAUUUGGAUAAUUCAUUUUUACAUUUGUAAAAUUUGUCCUAAUCCAGAGAAAAAUCCCAAAGUAACCUCCUGGCUGCUAAGUAGAACCCUUAUUUGAAGAACACCAUUCUGUAUUUACUCCAUGCAUAGUUGUAUGAACUAGAUGGACUUGUUGUAAAUGUUUCUGGUUUCUAAAUCUUUGGCAGUUUUCUACUUCAGGAAGAGUGGAAUUGUUAAAGACAAUAAAAAAUAAUGUCUAUCUAA
Messenger RNA from Tachysurus vachellii, 1853 nucleotides. It is a transcript of the gene dnpep, whose product is annotated as aspartyl aminopeptidase. Gene Ontology annotation, biological process: proteolysis. Lineage: Eukaryota; Metazoa; Chordata; Actinopteri; Siluriformes; Bagridae. The transcript is spliced from 15 exons. Gene Ontology annotation, molecular function: zinc ion binding; aminopeptidase activity. The record is from RefSeq and is a predicted model, not a curated record. Bases 99 to 1526 code for a protein of 475 amino acids.